This is a messenger RNA of Rhizophagus irregularis DAOM 181602=DAOM 197198, 750 nucleotides long. RefSeq lists its product as uncharacterized. Lineage: Eukaryota; Fungi; Glomeromycota; Glomeromycetes; Glomerales; Glomeraceae. The record is from RefSeq and is a predicted model, not a curated record.
AUGUAUACCCCGCACGCAGUAUCAGUAAUCCCUAAACUUGUAGGCCAUAUCCUGGAACUCAUUCCAAGUAGCAAUUUUGGGCCACAUCUUUUAGAAGUCAGCCCAAUCUGGAAAGCCGAAGCUGAACGAGUACUCUGGAAGCGGCAUAAAAAAGCUGAGGAGGCAUACGACAGGGCAGUAGAAAAGAAGGAAAAAGCAAAUGAUGCUCUUGACCAAUCAUUGGAUGAGGAGGGUAUCCUCUGUGAACUUGAAUGGGAGGCGUAUCAAAAGGCUUCUUUGACAACAAUAUACCCUAACAACAUGUCAGAAAAUGAAGAUAGCAUAGCCAAUGAAGAUAGUAUAACACAAACAAUCAUUAACAAUACAUACCGUACUAAAGAACAUUGGACAGAGGUAUUACAUGGUAAUCAAAAUAUUUGGCUAUAUUUACAUUGUAAUGUCAAACAAUAUUCAAAUCACAAAAGAAGAAGUUCAAUUAUUGAUUUGGUUGUUGGCACUGGGAUGCCUUUUAAUGUUCUUAAUAGUUCGCUAUUUCAUAGAAUGGUUAGCAAACUUCAUUGUGUAUCAAAUUCAUACAAAGUUCCUCAUCCAACAACAAUAUCACGUUAUCUUUCAGAAAAUAUUUACGAAACAAGAUUUGGAUUUAUAAAGAAUCUUUUAGCAAAAAUGCCAGGACGAAUUUCAUUAACUUGUGAUGGGUGGCACUCAACUGCUCAUAGGUGUCAUUACACUGUUGUUACGGGAUCAUGA